This is a messenger RNA of Abrus precatorius (Indian licorice), 2696 nucleotides long. Its product is annotated as E3 ubiquitin-protein ligase RDUF1-like. The transcript has a single exon. The record is from RefSeq and is a predicted model, not a curated record. Gene Ontology annotation, cellular component: cytoplasm. NCBI's taxonomy places the organism in Eukaryota, Viridiplantae, Streptophyta, Magnoliopsida, Fabales, Fabaceae. Gene Ontology annotation, biological process: protein ubiquitination. Bases 44 to 1063 code for a protein of 339 amino acids. Gene Ontology annotation, molecular function: ubiquitin protein ligase activity.
UGGGAGUUACUACUCAAAUUUCAUUCCCUCUUUGUAAACCAAAAUGAGCUCCGAGACCCCACGCGCUACGCCGUCGUAUUGGUGCUAUAGCUGCACCCGCUUUGUUCACCUCCUCGACCAAGACGACGUCCUCUGCCCCCACUGCCAAAGUGGCUUCGUCGAAGAGAUCCACGCUGGUCAAUCGCCCGCUCUCUCCCUCUUCGCUGAUGGCUUUCACACUUCCCGGAGACACGGCUUCCGCCGGAGACGCCGCAACGCCGGCACCCGCUCGCCGUUUAACCCCGUCAUCGUUCUCCGUGGACCGGGCGAGGACGAGGGGACCAGCUUCGAGUUAUUCUACGACGACGGCGACGGCACCGGUCUCCGACCGCUGCCGCCAACUAUGUCAGAGUUUUUGCUCGGAUCCGGCUUCGAUCGGUUGUUGGAGCAGUUUUCUCAGAUCGAGAUCAACGGGUUCGGGAGGGCGGAGAAUCCGCCGGCGUCGAAGUCUGCGAUAGAGUCAAUGCCGACGAUCGAGAUCGCGGAGGCGCAGGUGGAGACGGAGACGCACUGCGCCGUUUGCAAAGAAGCCUUCGAGCUAGGUUCGGAGGCGCGCAAGAUGCCUUGCAACCACCUUUACCAUUCCGAUUGCAUUCUCCCAUGGCUUUCGAUGCGAAAUUCGUGCCCUGUGUGCCGCCACGAGUUGCCGUCCGAUCAAAACCCGGUGGAAUCCAGAGUCGCUGGUCAGAUCGAGGAAGAAGCCGUAGGGCUGACCAUAUGGAGGUUACCGGGCGGCGGAUUCGCUGUCGGGCGGUUUGCCGGCGGGCGAAGAGCCAGCGAUAGUCAGUUGCCGGUUGUGUACACGGAGAUGGAUGGUGGUAGCAAUUCGAACGAAGGUUCGAGAAGAAUCUCGCUGGCAGUGGGGAGCGGCAGAGUUAGGGAGAGCGGUGGAUUUGGUAGAAUUUUCCGCAAUUUCUUUUCCUUCUUUGGGAGAAUUGGGUCCCUUAAUAGAACCCGAAGCCGAAGCUCUUCGUCUUCGUUGUUCAGUAGAAGAAGAAGCAGAACCUGGGUCUUGGAAGGUUGAUUUGGUUGGAGUUAUUUUUGGAAAGCAAGGUUUCAGUUUCAGUUGAGAAUUCUUACUGUAAAUAUGAUAGAACUGAAGUGGGUAUUAUAGUUAGAUGGAGGAAGUUUAGUUUACCCUACGUGUCCCAGUUUCUGCGAUUUGCAUCGCCAUAUCAAUACAUCACCAAAGGGAACUCCCGAGAAACUCUGUUCCUGCUUCUCAGAGCAUCCAUUUGGGGAAGAAGCCCUGCUUAUUUUUCUUUCUCGUGUUGUUAAUUACUUGAUUUGUUUAAUGUUUAUAUGUUUUAGUCACAUAUUCUUUGUAAGAAUUCUUUUUAAAUUUAUGUCUGAUGUUGUCCCAAUUUAGAGAAGAGAAGAUAUUGGGUGUGGGAUGCAAAUCGCGUGAACAAGAGCAGAAUCAUUGUUGUUAAUCAUUAUUGUUGUUGCAGUAGUCCUUGGGGUCUGAAUUAUUCCAAAUUCAGCAGAACAGAGAAGGAAUACAAAAUCUGUGUCCUUGUAAGAGGCAUUCAUUUUAUUCUUGGGAGGGGAGUUUUGGGUGGGGUGGAGAUGGUGUUUGAUGGGAUUAUGGUCAUUUUUGGCUUGAUGAUGAUGAUGACACCACGAAUUCCCAUGCGUUUCAAGAAUUCCUUUCUCGUUCACUUUUAUUGUUUCACUCCUUAAUCAUGGACCUAGUUGCCAAAAGAUAAAGGUUAUUUUUUUCCCCUCUUGCCUUAACUUUACUCAUUUGGCUCUGACAUGUAUGGCUAGCUAUGGUGUUAACUCCUUGGCACUUGCAUGCCCUUUUGAUCUGUUCAAUUGUAGUCAUAACCGCUUCCUCUACUGUGGACAUUGUUUGAACUUUUCCAAAAGGACUCGGUUAAACAUUUUUCACCGAUGGCUCUCCAUGGAUUGAGUCUGACAACUGUCUCGCACUUCAACUUGAGUAGUCAAUUCUGAAUUUUGGCACGCUUGGUUCAGCCCUACAGCCAGCCAACUAAAGUUGAACCUUUCUCUACCACUAUACUUUCCCGUAUUUUUUAAUCUUUUUUCUCAAACUGUUUUUUUGGCCUCUCUUUCAUAAUUAGAAAGAGAACAUAAGUUACUACAUGAUGGAAUAUCCAAUCAAACCUUCAACUCUUUCAACAUUAUCAUCACGCCUGAAUUUUAAAUGUUGGAGAGAUGUCAGUUGACUUCUGAAACCCAUUUAUAAUGUGAAUUAGAAGAUCGCAUAUUGAAUUGAAUGUAACGAAAAAAAGAUGCAAUGUGGACAGAUUGGCAAGGAAUAGGGUGUCAGCUUCCGCGUUGGACAAAGUCAACGCUGAUGGGGCUGCCAAGAGGAAUCCUGAAAUGACUUGGUUGUGGCGAAAUCCUAGGUGGUAAUAAUGGGUGGGGAAUAAGAAAAACGCAUAGGGGGCAUCGGAAAUUUUGACUAGGUGUUUGACAAGGACCUCGCAUGGUUAGGAGAAAUUAGCUCUAUCUUCCACUAUAUUCCAAGGCGUGGACGAACAACUUCUGGUGUGGAAUUCAAGCUUACUUGUACAAAUGGGAAAGAUAGGUGUGCUGAGGGCCUUAAUUGGACCAGUUGGGCCACGAUUAAUUUGAUAUCAAAUCCAAUCUGAUUUCGUUUUUUUUGGGUAAAUAAUCCAAUCUGAUCU